Prosopis cineraria is the source of this 2828-nucleotide messenger RNA. Its product is annotated as ATP-dependent zinc metalloprotease FTSH, chloroplastic-like. Gene Ontology annotation, cellular component: mitochondrial outer membrane. Gene Ontology annotation, molecular function: ATP hydrolysis activity; ATP binding. The record is from RefSeq and is a predicted model, not a curated record. Bases 142 to 2613 code for a protein of 823 amino acids. The transcript has 17 exons. Lineage: Eukaryota; Viridiplantae; Streptophyta; Magnoliopsida; Fabales; Fabaceae.
GAGACUGGGGUGAAGAGGGUCACACAUAUGUGAGUACCUUAACUAUCAGAAGCCUUUGGCCGGUUUUUCCAAAAUCAGAGCUGAAAGGAGCGGAGUUAAUUUGUUUGCUCAAAAGGGGUUUGAUCGAAUCGUUUCAAAGAGAUGGAGCACAAGCAUGUUUUGCUGUCAGCACUGAGUGUUGGGGUUGGUCUUGGAGCUGGCCUUAGGUUGAGUUCAGGGCUUGGAGGGGAUCACGAGUCUGGUGAUGAGCUUUAUGGUGAGCAGAUUGAGCAGGAGCUUAUGAGGCAGGUGAUUGAUGGCAAGGAAUGUGAGGAAACAUUUCAACAGUUUCCUUAUUACUUGAGUGAAAGAACUCGAGAGUUAUUGAUUAGUGCUGCAUCUGUUCAUUUAAGACAACUUUAUUUUUCCAAACACACCCGGAACCUUUCCCCGGCAAGCAGGGCAAUUCUGCUUUCUGGACCUGCAGAACUUUACCUGCAAACUCUUGCCAAGGCUUUAGCACAUCGCUUUGAAUCAAAGUUGCUGCUACUAGAUGUUGCUGACUUCUCUCUCAAGAUACAGAGCAAAUAUGGAUGUUCAAGAAAAGAAUCGUCUCCUAAAAGGUCCUUAUCUGAGGUGGCUUCAGAGAGAUUGUCUGGUUUGCUUGGUUCCUUAACAGUUCUCCCUUCAAAUGGCAAAACUAAAGGCACUUUUCACAAAGGCAGUAAUACUACUGGAAGUCCCAAGGUUACUUCAAAGCUUCAGGGGAAUACUGCUUCCAAAUCAUCCCCUGCAAAUUCAGCUUCCUUGAAGAACAAAAGCAGCUUGUGUGUCGAUGAAAAACUCUUUAUGCAGCUGCUUUUUAAGGUCUUGGCUUCUGUGUCAGAAAAGAGUUCCAUCAUUUUGUACAUCAGGGAUGCUGACAAAAUUUUCCUUCAAUCAGAGCAAUUGUAUAAUUUAUUUAAAGAAAUGCUAGAGGAACUUUCAGGGCCAGUCCUGAUACUUGGUUCCAAGAUUGCAGAGAAAACCAAAAAACCUGCAGAUCUCCCACCAUGGCUAGCUCCGCCUCGCAAAGUGGAUAAAUGUUCAAAAGUUGAUGAAAGGCUUGCAGCGUUAUUUCCAUACAUCAUUCCGAUCAAACCACCAGAAGAUGAGAGUGAUCUUGAAGAUUGGAAAACCCAACUGGAAGAGAACAAGAAAAUAAUUAAGUCUCAAGAUAACAGAAACCACAUUGCUGAAGUACUGGCAGCAAAUGAUGUUGAAUGUAAAGACUUGAAUUCAAUCAGCCAUGAGGACACAAAGACAUUAAGCAGAUAUAUUGAUGAAAUUGUGAUAUCUGCAAUAUCUUACUACUUGAUGAAUACGAAGGAUCCAGAAUAUCGGAAUGGGAGGCUUGUAAUAUCAUCUGAGAGUUUGUGCCAUGGUUUGGAUCUAUUUCGCAAACAGAAAAGUAGUGCCAGUGGAAAGAAGGAAGAGACUGGUGGAAAGAAGGACGUUCGUCCAGACAAUGAAAAUGAGAGGAACAUAAGAUCAGAACUAGUCCCCGCAAAUGAGAUAGGAGUUACAUUCUCGGAUAUUGGUGCAUUAGAGGAGGUUAAGGAAUCACUCCAAGAGCUAGUCAUGCUUCCUCUUCGAAGACCAGACCUCUUCAAAAGUGGACUUCUUAAGCCUUGCCGAGGUAUAUUGUUGUUUGGGCCACCAGGUACUGGAAAAACAAUGCUUGCAAAGGCAAUUGCAAAGGAAGCGGGAGCAAGUUUCAUAAAUGUCUCAAUGUCUACCAUCAUGUCAAUGUGGUAUGGAGAAGCUGAAAAGAAUAUCCGAGCUCUGUUCUCACUAGCUGCAAAGGUUUCUCCAACUAUUAUUUUUAUUGAUGAGGUUGAUAGCCUGCUUGGGCGACGGUCAAGAUGUGGAGAGCAUGAGGCUACAAGGAGGGUUAAGAAUGAAUUCAUGACCCAUUGGGAUGGUCUAUUGACAAAACAAGGGGAGCGAAUUCUAGUUCUUGCUGCAACCAACAGGCCAUUUGACCUUGAUGAUGCAAUCAUAAGACGGUUUGAGCGAAGAAUCAUGGUUGGUCUUCCAUCAGUUGAGGCUAGGGAAAUUAUCUUGAAAACUCUCCUAGCUAAGGAAAAUACUGAAAAUUUAGACUUCAAACAGCUUGCACUCCUGACAGAGGGAUAUACUGGAAGUGAUCUCAAGAAUGUGUGCAUUGCUGCUGCUUAUCGACCUGUGAGGGAGCUUAUUAAACAGGAGAGAUUGAAGGAUAUGGAAAAGAAUGAAAAAGAAGUUGAAGGCCAAAGCUCAGAAGCUGCUUCAAGUACCAAAGAGGAUAAAGAAGAGCAUGAAAAGAAUAAGAAAGAGGCUGGAGAACAAAGUUCAGAAGCUACUUCAAGUACCAAAAAGGAUAAGGAAGAGCAUGAAAAGAAUAAGAAAGAGGCUGAAGAACAAAGCUUAGAAGCUGCUUCAAGUGCUAACGAGGAUAAAGUGGAUCCAAAAAUUACCUUAAGGCCUAUAAACAUGGAAGACAUGAUUCAGGCUAAGAACCAGGUUCCUGCAAGUUUUGAUGCUGACGGAGCAAUAAUGCAUGAGCUGAAGCAGUGGAACGAGCUGUAUGGAGAACGAGGUUUGCGGUUGUAAUGACACUACCUAAAUGUAUUUCAGUUAAUUUCCUCCUUUAAUAUCAUUGAAGUUUUUAUUAAGCAGAACAUUGUCAUUUUGAGCCUAUGCUUGGAGGGUUGUUCCAAGACACGGUAUUUGAGACUCAACAAGAAAUGAAGGCCUGCUUGGGACGCAAGCCUCAAUUUCAAGGGAUUGGCAUUGGAAAUAAGAUUUUAAAAUUAUGUUUGGUAUGA